AUGGGGCUGACGACGAUCUUCUACUUUUUUUCAAUCUUCUGGGCUAUUCGAACCAUUCUAUUAUCCCGCAAUUCUUCACCUUUCGAUACCUCACAAUUUCAGGUCCACUCCCUCCCCGAUAGCCCCGCCCUACCAUCUAGUUGGGCCGGUCGACUACCGGUUCCGGGAAGACAGGGCAACGAGAUCUUCUUCUGGCUUUUCAAUGCAGAGAAUCCUGCAUAUGACGAUCAAUUAAUCGUUUGGCUAAAUGGCGGUCCCGGCUGCUCCUCCCUCAUAGGCCUAACAACAGGAAACGGUCCAAUAUCCUUCACCGACAACUCCACCCGCCUCAUCGAAAAUCCAUACUCCUGGACAAAACUAGGCAAUGUCCUCUACGUGGACCAACCCGUCGGUACGGGCUUCUCAACCGCCAGCUCACUCGUCCGGUCCAAUAGUCAAGUGACAAGAGACUUUGCAUUAUGGCUGCAUGCAUUCUUCGAGAAAUUCCCUCAUCUCCAAUCGAAGAACGUCCAUUUAAUCGGCGAGUCAUAUGCGGGUAUCUUCGUGCCCUAUUUCGCUAAUGCAUUGAUGGAGGGAACCGGAAACCAUUCAAAUUCAUUCUCUAUCAAGCUUCACUCAAUGUCGCUUGGUGAUGGGUCCUGGGGAAAUGCUGCGGCAAUGUCAUCCGUUGCAAUGGGGACAUAUAUGCAUUCACAGAAUAGUCUUCUUGGGGUUCCGAAUGAUAUUCUUUCGGCGUUUAGUUCUGCGGAUGAGGUUUGUGGGUUUGAUACAGUGCUGAACCAGGCAAAUAUUUAUCCACCUAAGGGGAAGAUACAUAUUCCUGGAAAUCCGGAGUAUAUCAAUUAUCGUCGGCGGCGAAGCUUAGGUCUUUCAUCUCGAGACAAUUCUGAUCUGGGUAUUCUGGGUGGAACUUGUGAUGAAGCGCCUUCUACUCCGGAAGAGGUGUUUUAUUCUAUUUUGAACUCAACAUGCUACGGUCCCUGUGCAUCUUUUUCAACAGCAGAGAACUAUAUGUAUGCGUCCUCGGCGAAUGGCUCGGGUCCUUCAUGCUUCAGCAUUUACGAUCUAACUUACGACUGUUCAACUGUUAACCCGAUCCCGCUAUUAGAGGACUAUUUCAGUCGACCGGAUGUGCAAUCUGCUCUACAUGUUGGGGAAAGUGGAGUAUACACGGCUUGCAACGGGACUAUUCUCUCCACACUCGAGGAUAACGACUUUGUCGAGCCGCCGGAGUAUUCUCUUCUCCCUUCAUUGGUCACGAAGCAUAAUAUCUCUCUUCAUAUUUAUAAUGGGGAACUGGAUAUGCUGAUCAAUCAUAUCGGAACACAACUUUCAAUCCAGAAUAUGACAUGGAGAGGUGCACAGGGGUUCCAAAGCAAGCCCAGCAGAUCCUUUUAUGUUGACGAUGCGGCGCCAAUUGCUGGUAUGGAAAAUGAUACUCUUUCGACUAAUAGUAGUGCUAGGACUGGGAUCUGGACUGUGGAGAGGGGGGUGUCUUAUCAUCUGUUUGAAGGGGCUGGGCAUAGCGUGUUUGCGACGAAGCCGCAGGAUAUGUUCUCUUUCGUACGGGAUGUUGUGAUUGACGGGAGGACAGGUUAG
Molecule: messenger RNA, 1599 nt
Organism: Penicillium angulare
Lineage: Eukaryota; Fungi; Ascomycota; Eurotiomycetes; Eurotiales; Aspergillaceae
Gene: cp9
Product: putative serine carboxypeptidase
Exons: 2
Coding region: 1-1599 (532 amino acids)
Biological process (GO): proteolysis; apoptotic process
Cellular component (GO): trans-Golgi network
Molecular function (GO): serine-type carboxypeptidase activity
Source: RefSeq, a predicted model, not a curated record